AUGAGCAAUUGCUUUGAAUUACAAAAGAACAAACUCAUCUGGAAUGGCGACUUAAGCGAAUUAAAGUCCUACGUUGCAGAAAAGUUAAACAUAAAUGGUAAAUGGAAAAUAAAAAAAUCACCGUCAGGUGGACGCUGGUUAUUUACUAGCGAUGCUUUGUCUAUAACCUGGUAUUGUAAAAGCAAAACUGUCUUAUUUCAAGGUCCUCGUGGCAGCGAAGUGGCUGACUCUUUGAAGAAAAAUAUCGAUGCAUCGCGAAUUGCAAUAGUGAAAGAUGCCGAGCUAAUCAUUGCUACCCCUGCUGUUUCCGAAAGACGGAAUGAAUCUAUCGAUAAUCAGUGUAGUCUCAGUAUUAACAAUUCUAACUCGAACAUGUUUGACAGAUCUAGUAAUACAACAACAACUAUCAACCGAAGCGACUCGGAUGCUAGCGAAGGAAAAGCAAAUGAGCAAGAAAUGUGUUCACACAAGCAGAACGAAGGCGAUUAUAUAAUGAAUUGCAAAGACUGUAGUAAAUUAUCUGUAGAAGUAGCAGAAAUUAAAUUGGACUUGGCAUUAUUAUUCCUAAAAGUUAAUACUGCUGAAGCUCCCGCUACAUGUGAAUGCAAUCGGCUACGAAACGAAAAUCAGCUAUUGAAACAAGAAAUUAAAUUACUCAAGGAAACACUGCACGGCAUGGAAUUGUCAAAAUCGCCAAUUAACAUUGCUAUCGAUAAUAUGAAUAAUCAACCAACCAUCACUGACAAUGACUUUGUUAUACUAAUUGAUAUAGAAGAAUCUGAAGUUAACGUAAACACUAAUAUGAAUAAUUUACCAUCUGCGACAUACAAAGAGAAACAAUAUAAUACCCGAGGGCCAGUUGUUAAUGACUCUCUUAUGAAAUAUAGAAAUCCCAAUAAACCA
Paramuricea clavata is the source of this 903-nucleotide messenger RNA. The record is from the annotation of a GenBank genome assembly. NCBI's taxonomy places the organism in Eukaryota, Metazoa, Cnidaria, Anthozoa, Malacalcyonacea, Plexauridae.